ACAGCAGUUGGUGCACAACCAUCUUUCCACCAGAUGAAAACGAAUAUGGCAUUAGUUUUUCGGAUUGGCUGUUGUGCGCGUUUUCUGCCCGUUCAUUGGGAAGCAGCAAGAACAUUUGGCCUUAUCAUCGGACGCACGGCUAGGACCACCUUCUACACAAGCAUCAGCACUUCCUCUUUUGCCAUUAGCAACAUGUAUCUGGAUCAUGGACCAGCGAGCGGUAGCAACAAGAACAUAUUCGGUACUUCGACCAACAUAGCUGAAGAAGCUAAUUUUCGCUUUAUCUUGGGAAAGCACCGGAAAUGCGUUCAGAGCUUGGUGAUGGUAUCACACCUGCCCAAACAUCUCAGCGACUCACUUAACUCUUCUGCCGGAAAUGGUUGUAUUGGCCCUAUAGUCGCUGGAGGAGGAACCUUUUCGAUUCCAUCCAGUAUUAUAAUUUCAAAAUUGACUGGACAGGGUAGGUAACGGCCUGGUACAGGAGAAUAAGACGGCAGAGGAAAAUUCCCAGGACAAUUAGUAGACGCCAAAUGACUUUGUAGGUGAAGAAACGUC
Molecule: messenger RNA, 555 nt
Organism: Uranotaenia lowii
Lineage: Eukaryota; Metazoa; Arthropoda; Insecta; Diptera; Culicidae
Exons: 2
Coding region: 34-468 (144 amino acids)
Source: RefSeq, a predicted model, not a curated record